AGAAUACAAUAAUAUUUUCGAAGAUUUCGUUUCGAGUACGUAGGUUAAUUUACUGUCUAAUGUCUACAUCAUUCUUUUCAUCGUUUAUUUAACAACAAUUUCAAGAAAACAAAAAAACCCGCUUUCAGUCCGAAAAAUUAAGAAACAACGAUAAGGUGGAUAAUAGUUGAAUUCCAAAGUUUUAAUGAAAAUUUUUGGUAUUGAAGUCAAGGCCAAUUUGCCCAAAAAUUGCGAACCUAAAAUCCAAAUAAUCUGCAGUGUCACUAGGUGUUAGGUAAAAAUUAAAAUGUCACUGAAACCAAGAAAAGUAGAUUUUGUAGCUACUUGGGAGGCAAUUAAGGAGACAAUAAAAGGGGUGAUCAGCUUGAAACAUGUUCCACGAAGUGUUUGGAAUGAUAGAUUUUCAGAUGUUUAUGCACUAUGUGUGGCUCAUCCGGAACCAAUGGCUGAUAGAUUAUAUCAGGAAACGAAAAGAUACCUGAUAGAUCAUGUAACCUUACUCCUCCAGAAGGUUCAGAAUGAUGGAGAGGAAAAUUUAAUCAAGAACUACCACCAUUAUUGGUCUCAUUAUUCUGUAGGUAGCCAAUAUUUGCACAGCUUGUAUUUAUAUUUGAACCAGCAACAUAUUCGUACCCACAAAAUGUCAGAUGCUGAAAUUAUAUAUGGCAGUUCUGAUUCUUCAGGAGGGGAACAGAUGGAAAUAGGUGAGCUGGCUCUGGAAAUAUGGCAGUCUCGAAUGAUUUUACCAAUAGGUCAAAAACUAGUAGAUCUCUUAUUAGAAGCAAUAGAUGCUGAUAGGGCUCAAAAAACACUUCCUGUCAGCAUAGAGGCUAUCCGAGGUACCAUUUUGAGUUUUGUAGAGGUGCAAGGUUAUAAAAAAAAAGCCCCGCUUCAGUUAUAUCAAGAAUUGUUUGAAGAACUGUUCCUAACUGCUAGCGGUGAACAUUUUAAGCAAGACGCAUCUAGACUACUGCAAGAAAGAGACGUCAGUUUGUAUAUGGAAAAGGUUAAGCUAAAGCUCGAGGAAGAAAUGUUCAGGGCUAGGAGAUUCUUACAUAGCAGUUCUCUGCCUAAGGUUGCCCACACUUGUGAAGCUCACAUGGUAGAAGAACACUUAGAAUUUAUUUAUAGUGAAUGUAUGAACAUGGUUCAAGCUGAAAGAAAAAAAGACCUCUCAAACAUGUAUGAUUUAUUGAAGAGUGUUCAAGAUGCCAUUCAAGUUCCUGUUGAGACUGUUUUAGAGCAUAUUAAGACACAAGGAUUGAAUGCCAUUGGCAAUCUUCAGGGAGAAAAUAUUCACAUCAAUUUUGUUGAAAAUUUGUUAAAUGUGCAUAGCAGAUAUAAACUGCUCAUUCAGGAAGUGUUUAAAUCAGACCAGAAUUUCAUGGGUGCUUUGGAUAAGGCUUGUAGUUAUGUUAUAAAUCACAGACCUAAUGGUGGAAAGAGCCCUUGUCGUAGUCCAGAAUUACUGGCUAAGUAUUGUGAUACUCUGUUGAAAAAAUCUAGUAAAGGUGUUAGUGAAUUUGAGGUUGAAGAGAAGUUGUCACAGAGUAUAAUAAUAUUUAAGUAUAUUGAUGACAAGGAUGUGUUCCAAAAGUUCUAUUCUAGAAUGCUAGCAAAACGUCUCAUACACCAACAAACGCAGAGCAUGGACGCUGAGGAGACAAUGAUAAAUAGAUUAAAACAAGCCUGUGGUUAUGAGUUUACAAGUAAAUUACACAGAAUGUUCACUGAUAUGUCUGUCAGUGCAGAUCUUAACAAUAAGUUCCAAGUCUAUUUGAAAGAGGAUAAUAUUGAUCUUGGUAUUAACUUUAGUAUUUAUGUCCUCCAAGCUGGUGCCUGGCCACUGGGUCAAGCAGUUGUUACACCUUUUGCUGUGCCUCAGCAACUAGAGAAAAGCGUACAGAUGUUUGAAGCAUUCUACCAUAACAGAUUUAAUGGAAGGAAAUUGACUUGGCUUCAUCAUCUAUGUCAGGCUGAAUUACGAUUAGGUUAUCUUAAGAAAUCAUAUGUUGUCACUGUGCAAACUUUCCAAAUGGCUAUUUUACUGCUUUUCGAAAAUACAAAUACUUUAACUUGCAAAGAGAUAAGAGAUACGUUACAAUUGAAUGUGGAACAUUUUCAAAGACAUGCAAUAAGUUUAGUAGAAUCAAAACUAUUAGUGGCAGACACAGAGGAGCUGACAGAGGCUACAGUUCUGUGUUUGAAUAUGGAUUAUUCGAAUAAAAGAACAAAGUUUAGGAUAACUGCUGCUGUACAGAAAGAAUCUCCACAAGAGGUGGAACAAACUUUAAAUUCUGUUGAAGAGGAUAGAAAAAUGUACCUACAAGCUGCUAUUGUUAGGAUAAUGAAAGCUAGGAAAGUUUUGAAACAUAAUGCUUUAAUACAAGAGGUUUAUGCCCAGUCGAAAACCUCAUUUGCUCCAAGUGUUCAACUUAUAAAGAAAUGUAUUGAAUCUCUAAUAGACAAGCAAUAUAUUGAAAGAACUGCACACUCCAGCGAAGAGUAUAGUUAUGUAGCAUAAUUCUAGACGAUUUGUCUGUGAGUAAAUAUAGUUAUUUUUUAUGAACGAUUUCGAUUAAUUUAUUUUUGUACUGCAUUUCUCGUGAAACUGAUGAAACAACAUGAGUACUUUGUAGUUAUAUAACUUUGGGUUUUCCCCCAAAUUGUUUAGAUUAUAUAAUUUUGUUAUUUAUUGUUUUACUAAUAAAUCAAAUAAAUGACUUAGUUUCAUCAUUCAAUUGAAUGUUUCAAGGACGGAUGAUUCAGGGAAGUUACUAAAAUAUGUUAAUGAAAUUUAUUUUUAUGUUCAUAGAAAAACAAAAUCAGGUACAGAAACUAGACCUGUUUGUAAGAUCUGAAAUUUAUAAGAAAAUUCGCAAGAGCAAAUCUGAAUGAGUAUUACUAUUAUAAUUCAAUCAAUAAUUUCUGAAAUUGAUAUCUUAUAUGAUGAUAACGCUCCUGAACAAUUCAAAUUGACAUAAAGAUUUUUGUGUCUAUAAUCAACAAUUCCAAUAGAUUUUUUGAAGAAAUGUUAAAAUUAAUACUUUUGUAAAUAAAUAUGAAUAUUAAAUUUAUAUUAUUUCA
This is a messenger RNA of Harmonia axyridis, 3087 nucleotides long. RefSeq names its product cullin-2. The record is from RefSeq and is a predicted model, not a curated record. Gene Ontology annotation, molecular function: ubiquitin protein ligase binding. The transcript is spliced from 11 exons. The coding region runs from base 287 to 2524 and encodes 745 amino acids. NCBI's taxonomy places the organism in Eukaryota, Metazoa, Arthropoda, Insecta, Coleoptera, Coccinellidae. Gene Ontology annotation, biological process: SCF-dependent proteasomal ubiquitin-dependent protein catabolic process; protein ubiquitination. Gene Ontology annotation, cellular component: Cul2-RING ubiquitin ligase complex; SCF ubiquitin ligase complex.